Messenger RNA from Paramecium tetraurelia, 837 nucleotides. RefSeq lists its product as uncharacterized. The record is from RefSeq and is a predicted model, not a curated record. The transcript is spliced from 2 exons. Lineage: Eukaryota; Ciliophora; Oligohymenophorea; Peniculida; Parameciidae.
AAUAUUGCUAAUCAGAUGGAUGCUAUGAUGAAAUUGGAGAAGUAAAAUAAGAAACACAAUUUUGAAUUGAGUCUAUUAUGGCAGUAAUUAUAUCAGAUGCAGUUCUUAUUUUAAUAAAGAAAUAAUCCCUCAAUGCAAAGUUAUGAAGACAGGAUUUCGUAUUCGGUGUUUUUGAGUAUUCUUCCGUAUCUUUAUUUGCAUGAUAUUUUGAAAUUGAGAUUGAUGAACAGGAAUAUGAAGGAAAUAAUAACCAAUUAUUUGUUACAUAAUCGGUUUGAUUAAAAAAAGGCAAUCUUACGAUUGGAAGUCGAAAUUUAAUAAGAGAAAGAGAAGCUUCCAAUAUUAUAUUGUGAGAUCUUAGAAGAUCUGAUACAGAAAUCCAAAGAUUAUGUUUAAGAAAUAAUUAAGAUAAAUUACAAGGGAGUUAUACAGAUGCCAACUUACACACCUUUGCUAGUGAUGCAAGUGGCAGAAUGUGAGGGAAUAGAACUUUUCAAAAUAAUCCCAGAAGAGUUGAUGCAAAUGAAAAAUUAUUUAAUUUUUCUUGAUUUCAGCAAUUAUACAGAUUAGAGAAGAAAUUAACUUUUAGAAUUUUACAAUGGCAAGGUGCAAUUGACAAAUCAAAUGGAACAACACAUGAAUAUUAUUGAUAAGUCUGAACUCAUUUUUUCGAGGAUGGCUAGAAUGUGGUUGAAAUAGACCUACUAUAAAGACACAUAUUAACAAUUUAGAUUGAUUAUGACACUCAUAAAGAAGAAGGAGAUAUUGGGAUAGUUGUUGAGAUAAUUGAAGAUGAUUAAGAAAAGGAAGGCAAAGUAAAGAGAGGAGCCUGAAUGA